AUGAAGAUAGCUGUGCUGGGAGCCACUGGGCAGACUGGACAGUAUCUGGUGAACCAGGCGCUGCAGCAGGGUCACAGUGUCACCGCCAUCGUCAGGAACCCGGCAAAACUCACAGUGCAUCAUGAUAAUCUGAAGGUGGUGGAAGCUGAUAUUUUCACAGCAGACACCCUGAAGUCUCACUUUAAAGGGCAGGAUGUGAUCAUGUCCUGCCUCGGCUUCCCGGUCUCAUUCUUUUCUGGGGUGACGGGUUACACCCAGUCCAUGAACUCCAUAGUGUGCGCUAUGCGAGAGGCCCGGGUCAACAGGGUCAUCACCAUGACCUCCUGGUACACUGAGCCUAACUCUGGAACUCGGUCAUCAUAUCUGAUCCGCUUCAUGCUACUGCCGAUGAUCCGCAGUGUCCUCAACAACAUGUUUCAAAUGGAAGAGUUUCUGCAGAAGACUGAGGACAUUAACUGGACUGUGGUUCGUCCUCCUGGUCUGAAGAAUAUGUCUGCCACAGCUCAGGAGUUUCUGACUCACGAGGGCUACUUUGUGCCUGAUAACGGUGGAAACCCUGCAGGCAGCUCAGUGGCGAGAGGAGAUGUCGCUCGCUUUAUGCUCUCUCUGCUCAACAGCAAUGCCUGGGUCAAGAAGGGAGUUGCAAUGACAACAAAAUAAGAAAUGUGAAGCCAUUUUGGGAUUAUCAGUGAUCCAUUUCACCCAAAGUACAACCAAAAAAACACAAAAUGACCUCUGUUUAUAUUCUGCCAUAAGAGAUCAUUAAUGUUGUUUAAUUUUUUUGGAUGAUUGUAGUAUCAUGUGCCAACAACUUAAAGUCACUUUUCAAAACUAGUAUCCAAUCUGUUGUCAUGGAGAUGGUUUAGAUAUAUCAUUUAUGAGAUCAAAAUGUGGCCAUGUGAUAAAAAUGGGCUGUAACCUCUGACUCUGUUCAGCAGUGGGAAUUCUCCAGUCAUUCAUGCCUGAUUGUUGACCUUUGACCUCUUGCUAACCUAAAGACAAUUCAUGUUUUUUAUUGCUGUGUGUCAGGCACAACAUUUAUAACAUCUGGAAUAAAUUUAUAUAUAUUAAUCAUUGUGUAUCUUAAUCACUGGGCCUUUUCCCUGACUUUAUUGGUUGCGUACAUCCAUGAUAACAGUCUGUAGACGCAUUACAAUGUAUUACAAAAAUAUAUAGGUUGCAUUUUCAUCAUUUAGCAUAAAAAUAAAAGUGGCUAAUGUCAACAAAGAAUUGGCUCAUAACCAUUACACCUUUGAAUUGUGAAGCUGUUUGGCUUAAGCACUAAUCUGCAGUAACGACAACCCUGCAGAAAAAGAUGCGUACUGAGAUUUGAUGUGAUUUUUCAGUUUGCAUUAUUUGCAUUGUGUUUAUGUCAGCUUGGAGUUUUCAUUGGAUUUUAUUUUUAUUAUAAAAAAAAAUAUUUACCCAUGUAUUAUGUGAAUGAAGGCAGAAAUCAUGCAGAUGUCAACUUAAACCCACAUAAGUGUAAAAAAAAAAAAAAAACAUCACUGGAGUGGUAAGAAAUGAGUUGGUUUUUGUAAUUUGGACCUUGUGACUUUUUGUAAAAUAUACUCAUGUAUAACUUAUGCAAUCCUACGCUCGGAUAUAAUGGCCGCCAAGGCUUAAUUACACUGAUAUGCCUUAUAAAUGAGUUUAUAUUAACUAACGUAUUCCAUUUAUUUGUCUGUCUCUUUACAGUCAGUGAUGACCGAUUGAACUAUUCCAUGAAUGUACAGUUGUAUUUGUAUUAUAUGAUUUCAGCCACAUGAGAGCAGUGUUGUUCUAUAUCAAGCAGCAGUAAGAACAACUCAGAAAAGCCCCUGUAUAAGCACUAUUGUAUAUUUACAGACAUACUUCAAAUAAAUCCAUGAAAUGUUCUGUAUUCACAAUAUUACUGUAUAAUAAACUUUUAACUGAUGG
This is a messenger RNA of Sphaeramia orbicularis (orbiculate cardinalfish), 1920 nucleotides long. Its product is annotated as flavin reductase (NADPH)-like. The transcript is spliced from 4 exons. The coding region runs from base 1 to 660 and encodes 219 amino acids. Lineage: Eukaryota; Metazoa; Chordata; Actinopteri; Kurtiformes; Apogonidae. The record is from RefSeq and is a predicted model, not a curated record.